Molecule: messenger RNA, 792 nt
Organism: Dictyostelium discoideum AX4
Lineage: Eukaryota; Evosea; Eumycetozoa; Dictyosteliales; Dictyosteliaceae
Exons: 1
Coding region: 1-792 (263 amino acids)
Source: RefSeq, a predicted model, not a curated record
AUGACAGAAUCAGAAGUUUCAACACCAACUGUUGCACCACCAGUUAUUUCAUUGGCUGAUAAUGCAGAUACAAUUAAAUUAUAUUCAAAGUAUAUUGUACCAGAGAAUACUCCAUUCAAAACAACUGAUAAACAAACUUUAAUGGAUAAUUGUGCUUUCUUUGCUAAAAUGUUUGUAAAUCUCUCUGCCAUGGCAUUCAGUACUUUGGAACCAUUGGAUAAAAAAGAAACCAAAGAAUUAUCCAAAAAGGAAAAGAAGCAAUUGAAAAAAGAAAAGAAAGCUCUCAAGAAAGAAAAUAAAGGUGGUAAAGAUAAAAAAGAUAAAAAAGAUAAAAAGGAUAAAAAAGAUAAAAAAGAUAAAAAAGAUAAAAAAGAUAAAGGUGAUAAAAAAGAUAAAAAAGAAAAGAAAGAAAAGAAACAUGAUGAUGAUAAAUCAGAAGUCAAGGAAAAGAAAGAAAAGAAAGAAAAAGAAGAUAGAACUAUUGUAGAAAUUAGAAAUACCAAGAGUAUUUUAGAUGCAUCUUCAACAUCAGUAUCAAGAUUUGCUCCAUGUAUGAUGUUUGUCAAUUGUCCAAGUGGUCCAGCUGGUUUAGAAUGUCGUAUCUUAAAAGAUACUUCAAUCGCUAAAUUAAAAUCUGAAAUUUGUUGGAAUCAAUAUCUCACUAAUCUCGUUCAAUGCCAAGAAAGAGGUCUCUCCAAAUGUUUCUCUAAAUUUGUUGAUUUACAAAAAACUUGUAAACAAACUGAAAUUCCAAAGAAAUCUUUCUCUCUUUUUGAUUCACUUUCUUAUUAA